CAGGACCCUGCAUUCACUAUAUCCGGUCUCCCAGGACCCCGCAUUCACUAUAUCCGGUCUCCCCCUGGACCCCGCAUUCACUAUAUCCGGUCUCCCUGGACCCCGCAUUCACUAUAUCCGGUCUCCCUGGACCCCGCAUUCACUAUAUCCGGUCUCCCCGGACCCCGCAUUCACUAUAUCUGGUCUCCCAGGACCCUGCAUUCACUAUAUCUGGUCUCCCAGGACCCUGCAUUCACUAUAUCUGGUCUCCCAGGACCCCGCAUUCACUAUAUCUGGUCUCCCAGGACCCUGCAUUCACUAUAUCCGGUCUCCCCGGACCCCGCAUUCACUAUAUCCGGUCUCCCUGGACCCCGCAUUCACUAUAUCUGGUCUCCCUGGACUCCGCAUUCCCUAAACCCUGCAUUCACUAAAUCUGGUCUCCCCAGACCCUGCAUUCACUAAAUCUGGUCUCCCCAGACCCUGCAUUCACUAUAUCUG
This is a messenger RNA of Staurois parvus, 477 nucleotides long. Lineage: Eukaryota; Metazoa; Chordata; Amphibia; Anura; Ranidae. The record is from the annotation of a GenBank genome assembly.